UCAGGGCUUUGCUGUGAUACGAGCAGUCUUGUUGUGCUGAUGAGAGCAAGAAAAGUUCUUAUUUUGCCCGAGGGAAGUCAAUUCUCCUGUCUUGUUUCGCCUGUUAAUAAGAGCACCGUCAAAUGACCGCAGGUGAUAUUUGGACAUCAAACAUCUUUUGCGAUCGGUCUUUACACUCAGUCGAUUAAUUUUUCACUCUUGUUCCUCUUCAAUAAAAAAUCACGUGUUAAAUAAGGGAGUUGUGCCAUCACCAAUAUCCGUUUACCCCCUUUUAUCAUUUAUAGGUUUUGCAAAAUUGCAUCUUUUCCCUUCCAAAAAUUCAAAUUAGGCUCGAAGUAACGAAUGCACGCUCCAAUUGAAGCAGCUGGAUAUUUAUCAAUUUAGUCGUGAGUGUUAUCUGUAUUGAUAUUUAGACACGGUUGCCGUCAUUUCUUUGUUGAGUUCAUUGAUAAACCGGAUAUAAUAUUGCUUAAUUUUUCAGAAAAUUUAAUCGGUAGCUUUUUCAAACAGUUUGAACCAGUUUGAAAUGACUGGUUGAUUUAAGAACAUGAAUAUUUCAAUGAGACUAAAACGUACCACUACUACCAACCCUCCUCCAAUCAUUAAUUUUAUGGUUCCAUUAAUUUAAGCUGUAGUAUUAUCUGAUCAAAUAGAUAAAUCGAGCCUUAAAUUAGGAAAAUAAAGCUUUUCAAUUUCUGGAUUUGUUUUUAUAACAAUUCACCCUUUGGCUAAGUCUGAUUUUCAUUUUCGUUUUUUUUUUCUCUAACUUUCCUUCGUUUUCAAUUACUAACUUUCCUUCGUUUUCAAUUACUAACUAUUCUUCGUUUUCCAUUACUUUUCAAUAAAUAGAGCAUUAGAAGUAAUGAAAUAAAGUGGCAGAACUCUUCAGUUUGCGUUUUCACCCGGUGGCAACUAAAAUUUCCGUGCCCUGAUUUCCUUGCUUUGUUUGUAUGGGCUAACUAAACUGAUUAUAAGUUUCGAUCACUUCACUAAUAUUACGUUAUAGCGAUUCUUCCCAAGAGGCACUUUUCGGUUGCAAAAAUUAUUCGUUGUUGCGAGAUAUGCACAACUAUGAAAGACUCUCUCUGAACGCCGGAAGAUAAAUUCACGAAUUUACUGAGGUGAAUGGUCAAAAAUACUUUAUGCUCAUUAUCUUAUUUUGAAAAUUCAUUUUUGUGAAGUUUUUUAUUAUCGACAAAACUUAUCAUUUCAAAGCCCUUACAUAAAACAACUUUGAAAAAAAAUCCAAUUCCAAGUCCCCUUAAUGAUCUUAGAGGCUUUUAUUUGGCCACUGGGAAGCAGUCUGUCGAAAACAUUUGUGUAAGGUUGCCCAGAGCAUCUGAUUUAAACGAUAUGAGCGCUGCUGUGAUCUUGCGACUUAAAGAUAAACAUAAUUCAGACACCCCCCUUGAAAACCAAUUGGGCUUGACGAAUCAUGGAGAACCAAAUGGAGGGGAAAGAAAGUCACCCGAGCCGGUGACUGAACAAGUGCUAGAAAACGCCGGAUUGCCCCAGCAUCGGAUGUUUCAGCUGGUCAAGGAAUUAGCUGAGUACGCAACUCCUCAAAUACUUCAACUGCCAUCUGUACUCGGGUUUUUGUGGGUACUAGUUUAUAUAGGCUUUUUUUCUUUAACGUGUUCGCAAAUGGUUUUGCUCAUACAAAACUACUUUACAUACCCGACUGCGAUUAGUAUCAGAGUCGUGUUUUCUCCGUAUUUGGACUUUCCAGCUGUGACAGUUUGCAACGAAAGUCCUCUAAGGAAAACGCGAGUACUGCAAGACAGGCGCUAUGAAGACCUCGCUUUACUUGAUGAUUAUAUAGCCAGUAAAGUUCUGCUAUCUUCCAGUAAUGGCUCGGAUUCAAAAUGUAAGAGUAAAAACGAUUACAAAUGCCCCUUUUCGGGAAUUUGCAUACCUGAAAAAUGGAUUUGCAAUGAUGUCGUGAAUUGCGACGAUGAAAGUGAUGAAAAAAAUCCAGACUUCGACUGUGCUAAAAUCAAGUUGGACCGUGACGCUAACUUGACAACUGCUCAAGGUCAUUGCAAUUGGCCUUCGUCGAUGUGUCCAGAACAAACUUGCGCGACUGCGUGUGAUGGUGUUCCGGAGUGCGUCGAAAGCAACCACUAUGACGAAAGUGACUAUUUGGGAUGUGACGUAAAAAGAUCAGAACGGAGUGCCGACCAAGUUCCAAGUCAGAAAAGUUUUCUUAACAAAUCUUCGGAACAUCGUUCGUUUUACCGACAGAAAAGAGACGGUUACAGUAAUUACUAUGAAACUUUUGAUCCAUUAGAUUAUUUCUCUUUUUACUUUAAAUCAAAUAAUAAUCGUGCCGCAUUACGUAAUGCUCUAGCCUUUGACCAAACUUUAAUGAGAAGUUAUGGAUUCCAUGCCAAAGAUUUCUUAAUUCAGUGCUCAUUCAACCAUCAAACAUGUGAUUACUCCGAUUUCAAAACUUUCCAACACACUCAUUUCGGAAAUUGUUUCACGUUCAACUCAGCUUUGUCGGAAAACAAUUCGAGUUCUUUCAGAAAUCUAACUUCUUCCAAAACGGGCGAGCCCUACGGCUUCAAAUUGACUGUGUUCCUUGAUGUUAACGAGUAUAUUGGUCUAACGGCGCCUUUAACGGGAGUUAGGGUUGUCACGCACCAUCCAAAGUUGAGCCCGAAUAUCUACAGUCAGGGUUCUGUAGUUGAGGCGGGAAAAGCUUUACUAAUGGGUCUAGAAAGAAACGAACUGGCCAAAAUGGGCGGGAAAUACGGAAACUGUAGCUACACCUGGCCGGAUUUCUUGAACUUAAAUCAAAAUUUGAAAGGUUCACUUCAAUUGUAUGACUUAUCAGACUGCCAAUUUUACUGCCGACAAAACGCUUUAGCUUUGCGAUGUGGUUGUAUCGACAGCUACACUCAAGACUUCAGCGAUGACGAAAACAUCAACGAAGCCUCGAGACACUACUGCGACAGCUUUAACGACACGCAACGUCUCUGCCGACAAAGUAUCGAAGAUGACUCGGAAACAGGAGUGCUGAACUGUCCAUGUCCGGAUGCGUGUUAUACGGUGAACUACUGGACCCAAGAGUCUUUAGCUUCAUGGCCCAGUGAUGUUUACUCGCCAUUCUUAGUGGAACAACUGCUAAAAUCCAAGUCACCUCAGGUGCACAACUUCAUUAGGGAAGUUCUCUCGCGCUCCAAUAUUUCAAACGAGGAUCUGUCUCGGGAAUUGAGGAGGAACUUUGCCCGCAUCAUGGUGUACUACGAGAGAAACAGCUUCGAGAAAGUGUGGGAGAGUCCCGCCUAUUCCGUAACAGGGCUCCUGAGUGACAUCGGGGGCAAUAUGGGUCUGUGGACGGGUUGGAGCGUCAUGGUCUUCUUUGAACUCCUUCAGUUCUUUUUUAAGCUGGUUCAACUUUGCUGUUGAUAUCAUUGGCCUAAUGAUACUCUCGGUUUUUUCGAGGUAUGAAGUCCGUCUUUCGCUGUUUUCCAGUUUCCCACUUUAUCUUACUAAUACAGCAUAAACAACAUGAAGUUGUUCAUAAUUUAUUCGGUGUCCUACAUUUUAAUACCGUACAAUUUAACACCGUAAAUUUUAACACCUAGUCAUUUCACUACUAAACAAUUUAAAUCCUAUUUUCCAGUUUAAAAUCGUACAUU
Symsagittifera roscoffensis is the source of this 3647-nucleotide messenger RNA. RefSeq names its product degenerin mec-10-like. The record is from RefSeq and is a predicted model, not a curated record. Gene Ontology annotation, molecular function: ligand-gated sodium channel activity; protein binding. The transcript is spliced from 4 exons. Gene Ontology annotation, cellular component: plasma membrane. The coding region runs from base 1354 to 3414 and encodes 686 amino acids. Gene Ontology annotation, biological process: sodium ion transmembrane transport. NCBI's taxonomy places the organism in Eukaryota, Metazoa, Xenacoelomorpha, Acoela, Convolutidae.